AGAACUUCAAGUGUGUACCUAACAUUGGGAGAAAUGGGUACGACUGUAGGUGUGGCAACUGUACUGUUUUUGUUUGCUAUCUGGACCACUGGUAUUUUGUCCAGUGAGAACUUGGAUGAAAAAUAUGAGACCAAAUUAGAAAAAACACCUUUAGAGUCCAAACAUAACAUCCAACGCAGGGCCCCUUUAGAUGACUACUCGUACUUAAGGAAUCCUAGAUCGGGUAUGGUCCUGGAAGCUUCUGGAAGAUGGGUCAUUAUUGUACAGCCUUCUGGGGCUUCAAGUCAAUUAUGGAUACCAGAACAUUUGGCUAAUGGUAAAUUUUUUAUCGUCAAUAAAGGCAAUGGCAAUGUUUUAGAUGUGGAUGGGGACGGUCUCGUUAGGACUUAUCUAACUACAAAUCCGAAAAGAGAUGAUGAUAUAAAACAGACUUGGUUGUUUGGGUAUGACAAUACCAUUGCAAACGCAAGAGCCGGACUUGUAUUAGAUAUACCUAUAGAAAAUAAUAGCUUAUCGUCCUAUAAGCCCGGAAUGCUUGUGACAGCGCAUCCACAUCAUGGAGAACAUUGGCAGCAAUUUGUUUUUCAGAAACCUGCUAAAAAAUAUUAAUAAAAUCUGAAAAAUUUAA
Messenger RNA from Tribolium castaneum (red flour beetle), 628 nucleotides. RefSeq lists its product as uncharacterized. The transcript has 5 exons. The record is from RefSeq and is a predicted model, not a curated record. Bases 34 to 609 code for a protein of 191 amino acids. NCBI's taxonomy places the organism in Eukaryota, Metazoa, Arthropoda, Insecta, Coleoptera, Tenebrionidae.